GAAGCAGGAAGCGCCAGCCCUGCUCUGAGCCCAGCUGCCAGGCUCGGGGACGGCGGGAUGGAGUCUGUGGCCCUGUACAGCUUCCAGGCCACGGAGAGCGAUGAGCUGGCCUUCAACAAGGGGGACACACUCAAGAUCCUGAACAUGGAAGAUGACCAGAACUGGUACAAGGCUGAGCUCCGGGGCGCCGAGGGCUUUAUCCCCAAGAACUACAUCCGCGUCAAGCCGCACCCAUGGUACUCGGGCAGGAUUUCCCGGCAGCUGGCCGAAGAGAUUCUGAUGAAGCGGAACCACCUGGGAGCCUUCCUGAUCCGGGAGAGCGAGAGCUCCCCAGGGGAGUUCUCCGUGUCUGUGAACUACGGGGACCAGGUGCAGCACUUCAAGGUGCUGCGCGAGGCGUCGGGGAAGUACUUCCUGUGGGAGGAGAAGUUCAACUCCCUCAACGAGCUGGUUGACUUCUACCGCACCACCACCAUCGCCAAGAAGCGCCAGAUCUUCCUGCGGGACGAGGAGCCCCUGGUCCAGCCGCCAAGGGCCUGCUUUGCCCAGGCCCAGUUUGACUUCUCCGCCCAGGACUCCUCACAGCUCAGCUUCCGCCGCGGCGACAUCAUCGAGGUCCUGGAGCGCCUGGACCCCCACUGGUGGCGGGGCCGGCUCUGCGGGCGCGUGGGCUUCUUCCCGCGGAGCUACGUCCAGCCAGUGCACCUGUGACCGUGGUGGGGCCCGGGGGGCAGAGCCGGCAGAUCCCCCGUCCACUGACACUGAGGUCCAGAGAAAGGACAUGGACACCCCCGCCCCAGGUCCCACAAGGUGAGCCGAGGGCUUUGGACUGGAACGUGGGCCUCCUAACUGCCGCCUCCCACCACUUGACACCAAGUGGGACCGACCCCAGCGCCCCAGCAUCACUGCAGCGUUCGUCGCCCCCCGGGCACCGGGAGCUCCCGGGGCUUCCCGCUGGCCUCUUCCCAUUGGUCACCAGCUGUGAGAUGCCAUAAGGCGGGGCCUCUGCCAGCCCCGCCCACUCCUACCACCAAGGGCCCCAUCCCCAGGGAGGGUUGAGGACUCCUAGGUCCACCCAUAGGGGGUCCAACCCAAGGAGUCAUGGGCUUGGUGGGUGGGUUCACCUCAGGCAGACUAACCCCUGGGCCUGCCUGCCCCUCCCUCAAAAGGCCCCUCA
Molecule: messenger RNA, 1177 nt
Organism: Ceratotherium simum simum (southern white rhinoceros)
Lineage: Eukaryota; Metazoa; Chordata; Mammalia; Perissodactyla; Rhinocerotidae
Gene: GRAP
Product: GRB2 related adaptor protein
Molecular function (GO): protein binding
Source: RefSeq, a predicted model, not a curated record